GGCGGCGGCGGCUGGCGUGGGGCUGCUUAGAUGCGCCACUGUUUCGGCAGCGACGGCAUCUUACGCUGGUUCAGAACCUUGAUAGCACCUCCCGCAGGAGACAGUUGCAGUCGGCCAGUACCUGCUUCACGGUAACGAUGUGCGACCGAAAGGCCGUGAUUAAAAAUGCGGACAUGUCGGAAGAGAUGCAACAGGACUCGGUGGAGUGCGCUACUCAGGCGUUGGAGAAAUAUAACAUAGAAAAGGACAUUGCGGCCCAUAUCAAGAAGGAGUUUGACAAGAAGUACAACCCCACUUGGCACUGCAUCGUGGGGAGGAACUUCGGUAGUUACGUGACACAUGAAACCAAACACUUCAUUUACUUCUACCUGGGCCAAGUGGCCAUUCUUCUGUUCAAAUCUGGUUAAAAGCAUGGACUGUGCCACACACCCAGUGAUCCAUCCAAAAACAAGGAUUGCAGCCUAAAUUCCAAAUACCAGAGACUGAAAUCUUCAGCCUUGCUAAGGGAACACCUCGAUCUUUGAACCUUUAUUGUGUUUUGUACAGGGUAUUCUCUGUACUAGUUUGUUGUGGUUAUAAAACAAUUAGCAAAACAGCUUACAUUUGUAUUUAUUUUCUAUUCCAUACUUCUGUGUCCCAUGUUUUUUUCCUCUCAAAAUCCAUUCCUUUAAAAAAAUAAAUCUGUUGCAGAUGUUUA
Cynocephalus volans (Philippine flying lemur) is the source of this 697-nucleotide messenger RNA. RefSeq names its product dynein light chain LC8-type 1 (gene DYNLL1). The record is from RefSeq and is a predicted model, not a curated record. Gene Ontology annotation, cellular component: cytoplasmic dynein complex. The transcript has 3 exons. Gene Ontology annotation, biological process: motile cilium assembly; intraciliary retrograde transport. Bases 138 to 407 code for a protein of 89 amino acids. Gene Ontology annotation, molecular function: dynein intermediate chain binding. NCBI's taxonomy places the organism in Eukaryota, Metazoa, Chordata, Mammalia, Dermoptera, Cynocephalidae.